This is a messenger RNA of Trichechus manatus latirostris (Florida manatee), 3005 nucleotides long. RefSeq names its product sorting nexin 20 (gene SNX20). Gene Ontology annotation, biological process: protein transport. NCBI's taxonomy places the organism in Eukaryota, Metazoa, Chordata, Mammalia, Sirenia, Trichechidae. The record is from RefSeq and is a predicted model, not a curated record. Gene Ontology annotation, molecular function: phosphatidylinositol phosphate binding. The transcript has 4 exons. Gene Ontology annotation, cellular component: early endosome membrane. The coding region runs from base 114 to 1067 and encodes 317 amino acids.
CAGCAGCCAUUUGUCUGCUCACCAGGGCUUGGAACGAAUCACAGAAGGUGACAAUGUGACGCUGCUCCCUGACCCCUGGACACACGCAGGGCCACAGGCCUCAGCCUUGGAGCAUGGCAAGUCCCGAGCACCCUGGGAGUCCUGGCUGGACAGGGCACCCCGUAGCCCAGUGUGCAGCAAGGACCAAGCAGGAAGCAUCAGCCACUGGUCCAGACCUCCUAAACCCAGGACCUGCAGGACACUUAGAUACCACCAGCAGCCUGAGCCCCAACUCCAACAUGACCACGCGUGAGCUGCAGGAGUACUGGCGGAACGAGAAAUGCCACUGGAAACACGUCAAACUGCUCUUUGAGAUCGCAUCGGCCCGCAUUGAGGAGAGACAGGCCUCCAAGUUUGUGAUGUACCAAAUUGUUGUCAUCCAGACAGGGAGUUUUGACAGCAACAAAGCCAUCCUGGAACGGCGCUACUCAGACUUCGAGAGGCUCCAGAAAAACCUCCUCAAGAUUUUCAGGGAAGAGAUCGAAGACGUCACCUUCCCCAAGAAGCACCUGAUGGGGAACUUCACGGAGGAGAUGAUCUGUGAGCGCAAACUGGCCUUCAAGGAAUACCUGAGCCUGCUCUACGCCAUCCGCUGCGUGCGCCGCUCCCGCGAGUUCAUCGACUUCCUCACGCGGCCCGAGCUCAGGGAGGCCUUCGGCUGCUUGCGCGCCGGCCAGUACACCAACGCCUUGGACAUACUGGUGCGUGUGGUGCCCCUGCAGGAGAAGCUGACCAGCCACUGCCCGGUCAUGGUGGUCCCAGCUCUCUGCGCCAUGCUGGUGUGCCACCGUGACCUCGAGCGCCCCCUGGAGGCCUUCGCCGCGGGCGAGAGGGCCCUGCAGCGCCUGCAGGCCCGGGAGAGCCACCGGUACUACGCUCCUCUGCUGGACGCCAUGGCCCGCCUGGCCUACACACUGGGCAAGGACUUCGUGUCCCUGCAAGAGAAACUGGAGGAGCGCCAGCUCCUGAAGCCCACCACCCAGGGACUCACCCUGAAGGAACUCACGGUCCGGGAGUAUCUAUACUGAGCCAGCCUGCCCAGAAGAGCUGGAGACUUGGGGGUCACCACUGUUUGGUGGGCUAUUUGGGCUUCAUUUUUAGUGGGAAGAGCCAUUUUGGGUCCUAACUUACGGGGUGACUUUGGGCAAGCCCCUUCCCUUCUCUGGUCCUUUGUGUCCUCCUCUGUAUUGGCAAAGGUCUGACUGAACCUCCUUGGAAUUUUGUUUGCAUCCUGCAUCCCCUUGAGACCAGGCCCAUCACUUCAUCUCAAAACCACAAACCCGGCUCCCAAAACAUUGGAGAGUAAUAUUGAUCUUACCGAGGCUUUUGUGGAAAGCUAGGGGUCAGGUUUACAUUGCACAUCGUCAACAAACUUAAUCCAUUUCCUCUCAGACAGCUCUCCACAGCUGUCCUGAGUGUUUUCCAUUUACUCCUCCCUGUUCAACAUUGCUUACAAAUCUUCCCACCCAUUAGCCCAAGGAUUCUAGCUCUUCCCUCUUAGCGUGUACACCCAACUCGGUAAAACAAAAGCUCACCUAUUGGUCCCCAGAACAGCCUCCCCUGAGGUGGGGGUUGUAUUCCAUCCUUUGAAGAGUGGGAGGAUAUUUGGCUGGAAAGCAAUAAUGUCAUGAGAUUCUAUAAUACAAGGUUGUCAACAAGGAAAGUCGUCAACGAUUUCUCUAGCUAAGACAGAUUCACAUGCUGCCUAGUUGUGGAUUUUCAUUUAUAAUGGAAGGGUCUCUUAAAUAGAGUCACUGCGUGACGCAAAUGGUUAACAGGCUUGGCUGCUAACUGAAAGGUUAACAGUUCAAGUCAGAGACACCUCAGAAGAAAGGCCUGGCACUUUUCUUCUGAAAAAUUAGCCGUUGAAAACCCUAUGAAGCAUAGUUCUACUCUGACACGCAUGGGGUAGCCAUGAGGCAAAAUUGACUCAACAGCAACUGGUUUUUUAACCAGUCCCUUAGAUGGCCUCCCUAGAUUAUGCAGACAUAGCCCUGGAGGGAGGUGGGGCAGGAUAUGCAAAGGAGUCUCUGGAGAGAAAGGAAAUGGAAUCCUCAACACCUUCCCUUUUGAGGGGCAAUGUUCUUAGGAGCUCUCUGAUGGGUUAGGAUGCCCUUGACUGAGGUCUGCUGUCAGGAAAGGAUACCGAGGGCCCCAGUGUGAAGAGGAGUCUAGACCAAUGACCUCGAUUCAACACAGGGCCCGGAGCUGGUGGUGUAGGCUGGUUUGGGCCCAAUAUGUGUCUGAGGCUGGAAGCCCCCGCAGACUCAAACCAUCUGUCUGAGCUUAUCAGUGUGAAAUAACAGGUUGUAAAUUGAGAAGCUUAAUAUGGGGCACCAGUGUGACUGAGCAAGGAUCUGACCCAGCAAAGGGAUCACCACAGCAGUGAAUAAGCAUUCACUAAACUACACCAGAAUGUGUUCAACAGCGGCACCAUGUGGCAACAACUGUAGUGGCUCAGGCUCUGUCUUGGAAUUUAGAAGUAGGAUGGACACCUUUGGACAGAGAAAGCCCUGAAGUCUCUCAGUUUACUCAAGGAGAAGGAGACUUUGAGAGGGAGCCUAGGACUUUCAGAGCCCUACUGUAUGUCUGGGGCUUUACUCCUAUUACCGCCAGCCCAGCUCUGCUUGAGAGAUGCUACAGACAAGAACACAGAGACCCUGACAGUUUAAGUGACUUGCCCAACGUCACAGUUAACAAGUGGUAGAGCAGGAAAUUAAGCCCAGGCCUGUCUGACUCGAAACUUGUACAUUCUUCAUCAAGCCCCACAUUGGGGCGGGAGGAGAGGGGAAGGCAUAUGUCCCUGGGCCUCUCACCCACAGGGCCUUUAAAGGUCAUCUCACUCACCACUGCUUAUAGAUGGGGAAACCGAGGCUUGGGGAGGUGAUUCCCUCAAGGCCAUACAGUGAGACAGGGACAGUGCCAGGUCCACACCCAGAGUGUCCACAUCAAAGUGAUAUGCUCUG